Messenger RNA from Dentiscutata erythropus, 489 nucleotides. The record is from the annotation of a GenBank genome assembly. NCBI's taxonomy places the organism in Eukaryota, Fungi, Glomeromycota, Glomeromycetes, Diversisporales, Gigasporaceae.
AUGAUUGGAGCAAUUAGCUUCAAGUACACCAGAAGAUUUCUCGCAAACUAUCUUUACACCACAACUACUUUCCGUUGUGACGUCAUCACAAGACUAUACUAUGCAGUCCCCAAAGGAACAAAACCUAAACCUUUUUCUACUGUUGUAGACUUGUUAGAAGAGAUAGAUAUUCAAGAUACUGCUAUAGAAACUGAAUCAAGUAUUCCAAAAGAAAAACCAGAAGUAUCAUUAGUUGAAACAAAUUUAUUAGCUCCUCCCAAAUCACACUAUCCUUCUAGUCAACCUAAUUCAGUAAUAGCCGAAGGAUCUAGUUCUAGUACUUGGAUAAGACAAGGAGAAUACUUUGGUCAACCUAAAUCAACUACUACAUCUAAUUAUUCGGACAAUUCUUUCACCAGAGAACCACAACGAUUAAGAACUCGAAAACAAUCCACACUCAAAUUUAACCCCUCUAAACAAAAGCGUAAACAAAAAGAGGAAAUCGAACCA